Molecule: messenger RNA, 596 nt
Organism: Pterocles gutturalis (yellow-throated sandgrouse)
Lineage: Eukaryota; Metazoa; Chordata; Aves; Pterocliformes; Pteroclidae
Gene: GGCT
Product: gamma-glutamylcyclotransferase
Exons: 4
Molecular function (GO): gamma-glutamylcyclotransferase activity
Source: RefSeq, a predicted model, not a curated record
UGUGUUUCCCAAGUCGUGGAUUUUAAACUCGAGUUUGGCCAUCAUCAAGGCAGGACAAGUUCUGUCUGGCAUGGAGGUACUGCUACCAUUGUUCAGAGCCCUGGAGACGAAGUAUGGGGAAUAGUAUGGAAAAUGAACGCUAGCAGUUUAAGUACACUGGAUAAGCAAGAGGGAGUUGAAGGUGGCAUUUAUGUCCCAGUAGAAGUUAAUGUCCGCACUCAAGCAGGAGAUGUACUGACCUGUCGAAGCUACCAGAUGAAGGACUAUGUCUGUGGUCCCCCUUCUCCUCAGUAUAAAAAGGUUAUCUGCAUGGGUGCAAAACAGAACGGCUUGCCAACUGACUAUCAGAAGAAAUUAGAAGCUAUUGAAACUAAUAACUAUGCAGGGCCAGUGCCAAUCAUGGAAGAGAUUGAAGCUGCUAUUAAAGCAAAGAAAAUAAAUUCUGCAUAGAAUACCUCUGCGCUUGCUUGGCCUUUCACCUUGAUUUAGAUACCUUUCAUCACUGUGCUGAUCAGCAGUUUAUUUAUCAAGAAAGGAUGAGUCUGCUGUGCAUCUACAGUAAGCCAUUAGACAUAAUUUGCAGUCUGAAGACACAC